Wyeomyia smithii (pitcher-plant mosquito) is the source of this 2259-nucleotide messenger RNA. RefSeq names its product TRPL translocation defect protein 14 (gene Ttd14). Lineage: Eukaryota; Metazoa; Arthropoda; Insecta; Diptera; Culicidae. Gene Ontology annotation, molecular function: phosphatidylinositol binding; phosphatidic acid binding; GTP binding. The transcript has 11 exons. The record is from RefSeq and is a predicted model, not a curated record. Gene Ontology annotation, biological process: photoreceptor cell maintenance. The coding region runs from base 275 to 1660 and encodes 461 amino acids.
CUCAUAAAAACCAUUUGGCAUCAAAAAGUUGCAUGGAUCAGACACGUUCCUAAUGGCGAUAUCAAUAGAAAAUAAAUCUGCAAAAAUGAGUAUAUACCAAGUUAUUUGAUAAAGAAAAAAUAAUCAUUCUUGUGGCAAAGUGAUUGUGUGUUCAAGCGUGCGUAGCGCGGAGUGUGAAAAUUUCAAUAUUUCCCAGAAAUAACCUCAGAAAUUAGGUACUGCUAAGCUGGUUAGGCCUACCGACCGUAAAUUCGACUUCGGAAAUCAUUCACAAAUGAAAACUAUGGCAGCCACCGACGUAAAAAAAGUGUAUAAAUUGGUUUUGACUGGAGGACCUUGCGGUGGAAAGACAACCGGCCAGGCACGAAUGUGUACCUUUUUUGAAAAUCUUGGAUGGAAGGUGUUUCGAGUGCCUGAAACGGCCACUGUUCUACUCAGUGGUGGAAUCAAAUUUUCAGACCUGACAACAGAUGAAGAGAAACAACGGAAAAUCAGUGACCAUCAGCCAGCUUUGAAAGAGGGGGUCCCGGAGCACAGCGUUGAUAAAACCGCAUCGUGUCCUCGAUGCUUGGCCGCUGCCGCUGAAAAGCCAAAUGGUAGUGAGGCGUAUAAGUUUCAGGAAAAUCUGUUGCGAACAAUGAUUCAGAUCGAAAAUACCUUUUUUGAACUUGGGAAAUCUUGCACCAGGAACUGUUUGAUUAUCUGCGAUCGUGGUGUAAUGGAUGCUAGCGCGUUUGUUUCCAAGGAAAAAUGGGAAAGAAUGAUGAAAACCAACAACUGGAACUCGGUAGAAUUGCGUGAUAAUCGGUACAACCAUAUCGUCCACAUGGUUUCGGCUGCUAAUGGCGCAGAGGCUUUUUAUUCGACUGAAGAUCACGCUUGUCGAUCAGAGGGUGUUGAUUUGGCCCGUGAAUUGGAUUAUAAAUCAGCUGCAGCCUGGAUUGGACAUCCUUAUUUCGAUGUAAUCGACAAUUCAACUGAUUUCGAGAACAAAAUGAACAGAAUGAUUGAGUGCGUUUGUCAAAAGCUUGGAAUCGAUACUGGUGACCGACUUUUAACUACUUCCAAAAAGGUCAAAUUUCUUGUGUCGGAAUUGCCACCUGAUUCCACCUUCCCGGCGUUUCAGGACUUCGAUGUCGUUCAUCAUUACUUGCAAUCGGCUGGACCUCGGGUACAGGCCAGAUUGCGGAAACGUGGUCAGAAUGGUCAUUUUAGUUACAUCCAUACCAUUCGUCGUCCUCACCUACAUGGUCAAUCAAUUGAGGUGAAAACACAGCUCACCCACCGAGAUUACCUGAACAUGCUAACACAGCGGGAUGAUGCCCAUUUCACUAUAUACAAAAAGCGACGUUGUUUCUUAGUGAAUAAUCAAUAUUUCCAGAUGGAUAUUUACAAGGAACCGGGUCAUCCAAGAUGCAAAGGGUUAAUUUUUUUGGAAACAUAUACCUCGUUAACUGGUGACAAACUAAAGGGCAUUCUACCAAAAUUUUUGAAAAUUGUAAAGGAAGUUACUGGACAUCCAGAUUACUCUAUGUUUAAUCUUUCUUUAAAAGAGGAUUGGAGUAAUACCAAAAAAUUCUGCUAUUCGCUCCAUGAUCAAGACGAAGGCGAUUUCAGAGCAAAAGGGCGUUCUCAUAAAAUGAUAAACGGUAAAGCGUAAUAUUUUAUACGUGUUUUAUGAAGUUGUACCCCUAUAGAUUUUCAAUCCUUUUGCCUACUUUUUUACGCUUAAAGUACCAUUUCGAUAUAUGUAGUUUUGUUAUUUAUCAUGCAUAAUUCAGGUGAGCAAUUCUAGAGAAAUGAUCUAGCAAUUGAUAAAUAACUUUAUUGAAAAACAACCAAACUGGCAGUCUUUUUAUGUUAUUCAUUCGCGUUAAACUGUAGUUUUACAAGAAGUGAUAAAUAAUUUGGUAUAUACAAUUGUUGCAGUCUGCAGCUGAGUCUUGCUGAAAUAUACACCAUUUCAGCAUAUAUGAAUCAGAUUUCGUAGCAUAUUGAUACACAAAGCAAAGAUACUUAAUCCCAAGUGAAAUGUCCAAUCAUCUGGGAAACAAUACAAGAAGCAAGCUUUAAUCUCAAAGCAAGUAAAACUUAACACUUCACUAAACGGUAUUUUUACAAUCACAGGAAGUUAAACUACAUGUAUUUGAAGCUAGUCCGUCAAUAAACAACAAGCAUCUUUUUGUAGAUUUCAUUUCGAGUGCUAGUAAAAGACUUUUUGGAAAAUAAACUGAAUAAAUAGAAAUGAAUCAACAUGAA